Daucus carota subsp. sativus is the source of this 1265-nucleotide messenger RNA. RefSeq names its product short-chain dehydrogenase ptmH. Gene Ontology annotation, molecular function: oxidoreductase activity. Lineage: Eukaryota; Viridiplantae; Streptophyta; Magnoliopsida; Apiales; Apiaceae. The coding region runs from base 148 to 996 and encodes 282 amino acids. The transcript has 3 exons. Gene Ontology annotation, cellular component: endoplasmic reticulum. The record is from RefSeq and is a predicted model, not a curated record.
AUUCUAAAGUAGUAAUAUUUUUCAGGACGACGGAGAAUUAAACGCCGUAUCCCGUGCUCUCGGGACAGCUUCAGGAUAAAACCCCGCUUGACUAUCCAUCCAAUCGCGCUCAGUACUCCUGUACUAGCAGAAGAGGGACUUGUAAAGAUGGAGCAAGAUGAGUCCCAGUCGCAGCAGCAGGUGGUUGUGAUCACCGGAUGCUCCAGCGGCGGCAUCGGAAACGCACUGGCACGCGCAUUCGGCGGCGAAAAGUGCCUCGUAGUUGCCACAGCUCGGUCGUUAUCUUCCAUGGCUGAUCUAGAUCACGAUAAUCCCAAUUAUCAUCUGGAGGAGCUCGACGUCUUAUCUGAUCAAAGUGUGAACGAACUUGUCUCCAGUGUUAUGGAAAAGUUUGGUAGAAUUGAUAUUCUGGUCAACAAUGCUGGUGUUCAGUGUGUUGCGCCUCUCGCUGAAAUUCCCUUGUCUGAACUUCAACACACUUUUGAUACUAAUGUCUUCGGUACCAUCAGAAUGGUUCAGGCCGUGGUCCCUCAUAUGGCAUCUAGAAAGAAAGGAAAGAUUGUGAACAUGGGUAGUGUGAUUGCUUUAGGUGCUGGACCAUGGGCAGGUGCUUACAGUGGAUCCAAAGCUGCAUUGCAUUCUCUGACUGAUACGUUAAGAUUGGAGCUCAGGCCUUUUGGGAUUGAUGUUAUUAAUGUUGUCCCAGGAGCUAUUAAGUCGAACAUUGGUAAUGCUGCUAUAGCCAACUAUAGUCGUAUGCCUGAAUGGAUAUUGUACAAGCCAUUUGAAGAAGCAAUCCGAAAAAGAGCCUACUUCUCUCAAAGCUCAAAGUCAACCCCUUCUGAGGAGUUUGCUAAUAAGGUGGUUGCUGCAGUCCUGAAGAAGAACCCGCCCGCCUGGUUUUCUUCUGGUCAGUUCUCAACGAUAAUGGCAAUUAUGUACCAUCUGCCGAUAUUUAUUAAGGAUUUCCUUCUGAAAAAGGCAAUGAAGUGUUGACGUCCUGUUAUUGGUUUUGUACACUAUAUGGUGGCACAAAAAAAGGAAGCAAUGCCCAAGAAUUUAUGGAACAAUGAUAGAGAUUAUUACGAGUAUAUUUUUUUUUUUUGGGGGUGGGGUCGGGCGGUCUAUAUAAAAUUAAGGUUUCAAUUCUCAUGUCCGGCGCAGAAAAUAGAAUUGACGGAACUCUAUAUUUCAUAAUAGUAUGAUGCACACAGCACACACAAUGGAAGGAAGUGAAUUGGUUUUUCCGCUUUUGCUUUCGUUCA